UAGAACCAAAUAAGCAAAUCUCUUUGUUACGACUUACACAUUAUAUCUGUCUAUAUAUUUAAAAAAAAAAAAAAUAGAUAUGGCAAAUUAAAAACCAUGAUUUCUUUUUGACAACAAUAAUGACGAUGAUUAUUGAUCUUUCUCGGGAUUUGAUAGAGGAGAUACUCUCUAGAGUUCCCAUAACGUCUCUACCAGCGGUGAGAUCUGCUUGCAAAGGAUGGAAUGGUUUAUCCAAGGAUAAGAGCUUUACAAAGAGGUACCCAUCUGAUAAAGCAGCCAAAGAGUUUUUGUUGAUCAUGUUUUAUGAUUCUAGGGUUUCUCUAAUUGGCGUCAAUCUCCAUGGAAUCUUUAACCACGAAGAUACAUGUUGUAUAAAGAAGAUAGGUAAGUUACCUAACCAAGUCGAGAUAUCUGAAGUCUUUGAGUGUGACGGCGUCACCAAGUUCAUGCCAAGGCUUGUGGCAUGGAACCCGUACUUGGGGCAAGUCAGGUGGAUUCUAGCUAGAAGAAAAUUCCACAUAUUAGAUAAGUUUGCUAUUGGAUAUGACAACAGCAACAGCAACAGCCACAAAAUCUUGUGGUUUUGGUUUCGUUACGAACAGAUUACUAACAACCGAAUAAAUGAUUGUGAAAUCUACAGUUUUAAGUCUAAUUCAUGGAGGGCUCUUGAUGUCUUUAAUGAUUGCGAUAUAGAGUCUCAUCAACGCAGCGUGUCUUUGAAAGGAAAUACUUACUUUGUUGCUCGGCAAAGUUUUGGGGAGAAAAAAUAUGGGUUAGUCUGUUUUGAUUUCACAAGAGAGAGAUUUGGACCUCAUCUUCAUCUGCCGUUUGACGACUAUGCUUUCAACGAUAUUGUGACUCUAUCUUCUGUUAGAGAAGAGCAACUUGCAGUGCUACUUAAGCGCAGAUAUACAUAUGAGUUGGAGAUAUGGAUUACAACUAAGAUCGAGCCCAACACAGUGUCGUGGAGGAAGUUCUUGGCAGUAAAAGAUGAAAGCAUCUUGAAUCCAAUAAGUAAUAUUGCACUUGAACGUUGUAGUUUCUUCGUUAUCGACGAAGAGAGGAAAGCCGUGGUUGUUUGUGUUAGAGACAAAGAAAAAAGAAACAAGAACGUAGCUUACGUGAUUCGAGAGGAUGGAUGCUACAAAGAAAUGGUUCUCGGGGAAUCCAAUCAUCCCCCACUUAUGUGCUCUUAUGUUCCAAGUUCGGUGCAGAUCCAUAAAGGUCCAGUACCUGCAGGUGGCAAAAGGAAAAGAUGAGAGUCCUUAUACUAGUCCAUUAGUACUAUUUACAAUACCUUAUCUGUUUCUUGCAUAUGAUCCCUUUUGUCAUUCAUUUUUGUUUUGUUUUUUCUUCCGUCAAGUUCUUUUGAUCAGAAACUAAAAUUAGGUACUUAUGGAUCCGUUGUAGUUGGUAUUGGAUUUU
This is a messenger RNA of Camelina sativa (false flax), 1425 nucleotides long. NCBI's taxonomy places the organism in Eukaryota, Viridiplantae, Streptophyta, Magnoliopsida, Brassicales, Brassicaceae. The record is from RefSeq and is a predicted model, not a curated record.